AUGGUGUUCAACAGUGCGGCGGUUGUGGCGGUGGCCGACGUCUCCACCGAGACGUGGCAGCUGAUCUGGAGGAUUCCGCCGUCGCAGAGGAUCGAUACCCAACAGCUUAUGGACAUGGCGGUUUGCUACCCGAUGUAUCAGUUGAGUCGUUUCGUUCUCUGUUUAUGGACUUUUAUGUGUCUCCCUUCUUCUGAUUCCUUCUACUCCUACACCUACGACGAGACCCAAUCUGCUUCUUCUUCUUCUUCAUCCGACGCUGCUGAUGAUGAUGAUCGGCUCGCUUUUGAUCAUAAUCUCUAUAACCAUCGUGAUUACUCUGAUUCCGACGAUGAUCUUUCUUCUUCUUCGUUCGAUGACUAUUACAGUCACUACUCCCAUUCAGAUUGA
Messenger RNA from Thlaspi arvense, 387 nucleotides. The record is from the annotation of a GenBank genome assembly. NCBI's taxonomy places the organism in Eukaryota, Viridiplantae, Streptophyta, Magnoliopsida, Brassicales, Brassicaceae.